Molecule: messenger RNA, 1105 nt
Organism: Uloborus diversus
Lineage: Eukaryota; Metazoa; Arthropoda; Arachnida; Araneae; Uloboridae
Gene: Scp2
Product: sarcoplasmic calcium-binding proteins I, III, and IV-like
Exons: 7
Coding region: 337-942 (201 amino acids)
Molecular function (GO): calcium ion binding
Source: RefSeq, a predicted model, not a curated record
CUAUCACCAUUACGAAAACCAGGAGUUUCCAGAAAAGCUGUCAAAUACUUAGCAAAAAAGAAGUUGAAAUGCCAUUCUUUUCUACAAUAAACUUAUUUAUGGGAUACUAAGGAGAGUAAUGCUUUUUUAAAAGUGUCUUUGUUUGCAAAAUAUUUUUUUUUCGAGCAAAAAUGCUCAAUAGUUUUGAAAGAAGAGAGUAUUUUGUUGUGGCGAUGCCUUUAGAGCCUCGAUGAAGAGUUCACUUUGGUAUAUUUUCAGAAGGCUUACUUUAUUCAUGGACGCAAACAACGAGGAUGUGAUCUAAUGCACCGAAUGAGUGUCAGAUGAAUCUUGAUCAUGGGUCAAGACAUAAGUAAGAUAAAGAAAAACAAUGAACCUUUGUCAGAGUUUAGAAAGAACAAACUUCUCUACGAAUUUAGAACAUUUUACGAUUUAAAUAAAGACGGCGUCAUUACGGAAUCUGACUUCUUCAUGGUGCAAGAAUACGUUUGUAAAUUGAAUGGUUGGCUACCUGAAUCUGAAAAAUACGAAAUGACAGAAGAUCUUUUUCGGUCCAUUUGGAAGUCGUUAAAAACAGAGGCUGAUGAAGAUGAAGACGACGCUGUCACUGCAGAUGAAUGGGUUAAAAUGUGGGAGCAAUUGGAUAAAACAUUACGGCAGGGAAGCAGCGCCUUACCAGAAUGGUUGACAACGUAUUUAUGGUGUCGGUUUAAUAUAUAUGAUAGAACAGGUGACGGCGCUAUCGACGUGGAAGAAUUUGCAUAUAUAUUAGAAAAUUUUGGUGUACCAGAGCGGCAAUCAAGACAGUGUUUUGUAAUGAUGACACUGAACGAUACCAAGCCCCUGGACUUCGCAUACUUCUGUGAACUAGCGAUUGAGUAUUACACUUCGGAUGAUCCCAGUGCUUUAGGAAAUUUUAUAACUGGACAACUUAAUUUCUAAUACUAGUGAACCAUUUUGAAUGGUUCAUAUCAAAUACAGAUAUCUGAAAUUUAUUUAGUAAGGCUCAAUGAUGAACUAAAGCAAGUUGAAAAAACAUCAAGUAUAAUUUGUUUUCCAGAUCUGUAUCCAUUCAGCAAAGAAAAAACAUAAAUGAAUUUUUUUU